Saccoglossus kowalevskii is the source of this 3679-nucleotide messenger RNA. Its product is annotated as E3 ubiquitin-protein ligase UBR4-like. Gene Ontology annotation, cellular component: cytosol; membrane; nucleoplasm. Gene Ontology annotation, molecular function: ubiquitin-protein transferase activity. The record is from RefSeq and is a predicted model, not a curated record. NCBI's taxonomy places the organism in Eukaryota, Metazoa, Hemichordata, Enteropneusta, Harrimaniidae. Gene Ontology annotation, biological process: ubiquitin-dependent protein catabolic process.
AUGGCCGCUGCCGUAGUGCAAGACUGGGUGUCCUUCAUAAAACCUUUGCUAGCGGCAUCGUAUACGUCGUUUAAGAUCAGCGAUGUACCGCAACUUGCGCAGUCGAUCUUAAAGAGUAAAGAAGAAUUGUUGGACCAUGAAGACCAAUAUGAGUGUUUUUACUCUUCAUUUGUUGCUUUGUGUUCACAUUUUAUCAGUACACAUGCAACCGACAUUCCUAAAUCCAGCAUCAGUACCGUAAUGUCAGCGUGUAAAGUCUUGAUGGAGUUCUGUCUGAAAAGAUUAUUGAAAUAUGAUGAAUACUGCGCUGUAUCACAGAAACAACUGAUGUUCUUGAUAGAAGGUAUGUGUAAAGCAAAUGGACUGUUACAGAAAACAGACAUCGUAACAUUUACUGCUAUGAUGAAGUCAUCCAAGAUGCCGAUGUCAUCCAAGGCAGCUACUCAAGAGAAGCCUGCAGUGAAGCAUGUGGAAGCUCCUACUGGCUUUCCUGGGGAUUUCUUUCAGCAGUUGACAUCAGCGUUUACAGAAGUCAGUCCUAGUUAUGACAAUUUAGUAUCCACAAAGAAGAGAUCAACUUAUGAGGAACUAUCAUUGAAAAGUUUCAUGCUUGACAGUGGUACGUUUGACUCCAGCAUAGACAUUAAGACGUAUUUUGCAGCCCGAAACAUUGAUAAUUUACACGAGUUAGGGGGUGCUGAUGCGUUGCUGGAAAUCUGUCUCAAUCUACCAUAUUUACUGAGAUAUGUCAGCAGAUACAAAGAAGCCCUGUCUGGCAAUUAUUUUAUUAUGCCGAACAAUGUGACUGAUGCAAUAGCUGCAAGGAACAGUUUUCAGUCACUAAUGAAUGACAUUACAAUUGUAUCCCACGCCUUCUCAUUACCGAUUUUGGAACCAUUGACUUUGCCUCGUCUGAAUGACUUGGUUACCAUAGCAAUGAGUUGUUUGUAUGCUGGUGUUACUGUAGCAACUUGUAGCACCAUAUUGAACAUAGCCGUCAGUGUUGGGAUGCGGGGCGUAUCCACCUCCAAGGAUGAGGAGAUGGAAGGAUAUGCGGUGUCCAUCGUACAGAAAAGUCUGGCCGUGUUUAAUACUGUUGCUGGUACCAUACAAAAUUCUACAAGAACAGGUGGACAGAAUGUACAGAAUUUUAACAUGUUAGGUGUAUGGUGUAUUCUGACUGGUCUACAAGGUAUACUCAGUCUCAAUGCUAGCAAUAUUAUGGAUAAAUCAAUGCCCACCAAAGAUAAAGAUAGUAGUUUACCCAAAAGUAAAGAUGUCAGUGCUUCUAAGAGUAAAGAACAUGCUCAGACAAGACCAAGUUCUGCAAAAGGAUUACAAGGGUUUGGAGUACUCACUGUGGCUCUCUCGGACCAUGCAGUGAGACUAUUAACCAUAUUGCUAGAGGAUUUACACAUAGAAGGAUUAUCUAAGACCACUACAAGCAUUGAUGUAAGUCCUGCUGAAUUGAAUGUAUUACCCAACUACACAGCAUGGCAGAGAGUGCAGAGAAUUAUAGACAGUGUUCAACUUACCAAUCUACUGCUCUGUCUUGUUACUGUGUCCUAUAAAAAGGCAUGUACGAUGAAAAGACAGAGAAAAACCGUGCAGUCGGAGAGUGGCAGUGAAUCUGAUUCUAAUACUUAUUAUGAAGACGACUUCAGCAGCUCACAGGAAUCAUCAGAUGAUGAAGAUAGUGAACCCAUCCUUGGACAUUGGUUUGAAGAGACGUUAUCACCAGAAUCUGAUACAUCCACCACACCUCCUCCACCCCCUCGUCCCCCACCUGCUGAUGAUAUAGUCGGGGAUAAGAAUGGUUUGAAUCGAUCCUGCCAUGCUGAUGAUGUUAGAAUAGUUCCUGAUAAAAAGGAACCUGAUGGAUUUAUAAACUUGGCUUGUGAUAUCUUGCGCUUCUUGACUGUACACUUACUGAACUCAAACAAUCAACUCGUGAGAAGUUAUCUGAGGAAAUCAUUUAGUGAGCAACACAUGACUGGAUUAGCUACUGUGCUUAAAGACCUUGAUAAAGAGACAUCAAAACAUGAUUAUGUGAAACUAUAUGAUGAUUUCUCCAUGGCGUUGUCUCAUUUCAACCACAGUCUCUUGGCAUCCGGUUCACUUACGGAUGAUUUACAGGAUUCUUUGCUAAAUAACCUGGGGGUUAGCCCAGUGGGAGAUGGGCCCUGGCCACUGAAUAUUUACCCAAGAUGCCUUGCUGUUCUGGCACAUGUUCUGUUGUUGAGACAGAAGAGAGACAUGACCAAGAGGUUGGACACUAGGGCGUGUAUCUGGAUAUGGGAAAGGUUUAUUAACACUGUCAAACAGAAGUCACUGGAGAAGGUCCAACUAGUGGACUUUGAUGAUAUUAAUGUGGAGCACAUGCAGUUACUGCUGUUUAUUUUCCAGAAUUUUACAGCCAAGACAAAGAGAAAUAUAAUGCUGAGAUUGGCACAUGCAUUGAUGGAGAUAUCAGAUAUGAGUGACCUUACCCUUGAACCACCCUUGGCUUUGAGUCGUCUUGUCAUGGUGUUUGAUUAUUUCUUACAUCACUACUCAGUACCACCAACAACGUUAUUUGAACAGGUACAAAUGAAUGUGUUUACACUACACUCAGUAAGUCCAUCAAUGGUGACACAACAAGACAAUGGUGGCAGUACGCUAUCUAAACAAUACCAUGCUUGUAAAGAAGUUGAAGACAAUUAUAAACAAAAUGAAUCCAGUGAUAAUCAAGGUUUGCAGUUGAAGCCAAGAUUUUACAAUGUGUCUCCAGCUGAAAUUAACAACACAUCAGCACCUAAGAUUGACAAAGAGAUUUGUAAUAUUCUUUUUGACAAGGUCUUUGACUACUAUGAGUUUUAUUCUGCUGUAAUUAAUCUACUGUCAGCAGGGUCUCAUUGUGAUGUCAAAGCUAGACAGGAAAGUAAAACUCUUCCAUUUUUGGAUGUAUGUUCCAUUCAGUACAACUUUAUUAUGUGCUGGCGUCUCUUAUCUGAUCUUCCGCCUUCUGUGGCGUACAUGAAGUUAUUAGAAAGUCAGACUGGAGUCAGUGAAAGGUCGUUGACUCAUAGUGAGAUUCUACACACCAUAAGAUGGGUACCAAGACUUGGCAAUAACACAUACUCAUCUUGGAUAAAGUUGUCUGAGUUUCCAUUCUCGGUGGAAAGUGGAGAAAUUCUACCACUGGCGCAGCUGUCUAGCUUACAUCAUAUCUACAUGUUAGACUCUGUGAUUGGCAAGGUACAAGUGGCACUUGAUGAUUGCUUCUCAAAAUCCAUGAGUGACACUAACCCUCAUAAGGCAAUGGAUCUUGCCAAGGACCUUUUACCAGCUGUUGCAACACUUAUUGAAAUUUACACAGUGUUCUGUAGGUCAUCGCUACUACAAGAAGUGGUGAAACACAGUGACUUGAAAGACGAGCAAUGCACACCAGCAGCUCUAUCAGCAUAUGGUGCAGUAUUGAGACUAGGUACUGGUCGAGCAUCUAAGAUAUCCAUAUUUGGAAUGUCUAUUAUGGCAGGUUUACCCGCACCAAUUAGAAGCGCUGUCGAAAAAUGGAGUAAUACUUCAGUGAAUGAAUUCCCGGCUGUAGGUGCCUGGCGUAAUUCCUUCGCUAAUGAUCCAAUCCCGUCUGAAAGCUAUGUUGGUGCCAUUCAAGCUGCACAUUUGGGUACGCUAUCUG